AUGAAUACACAAUAUUACGCGAGUCACAACGGCCAACAACAUCAAGGUCAAAGCUGGUCGUCGUAUUCUCAACAACAACCAGGAAAUGUGGCUGCAGGCGGCUUCUACAAUGGCGGAUUCGGUCAGAACGGAAGUCCGUCAAACGGGUAUGCAAUUCAACAGUCUAUGGUUCCAACGGGGAUGGGGCAAAUGGUGCCUUCACAACAAGCAGGAUAUAUUCCUCCUUAUUUCUCAGCGCCGCAGCAGUUUCAAUUGGGCUAUUCUGAAAACUUCGAUAACUUCGAUGAAAAUGGGUCCAAUGGAUAUAACUACUCCGAUAGUGGAAACGGCUAUAAUAAUAAUGGAGGGGAAACAAACGGAUGGGGAGGAGCUGGUGCCGAAUACACCGAGAACAACUUGUUUCAUCGUACCAAUAGUGGCAUCAACUUCGAUAAGUACGAAAAUAUUCCGGUAGAAGUCAGUGGCGAUUCUGUCCCGGCAGCUAUCGAAAAUUUCUCCGAUGCUGGUUUCGGACCUGCUGUUAUGGAAAACGUUACUCGUAGUGGCUACACGAAACCGACUCCAGUUCAAAAGCAUUCUAUUCCGACUUUGCUCUUCAACCGUGACCUGAUGUCAUGUGCUCAAACUGGUUCCGGAAAAACGGCUGCUUUCCUCCUUCCAAUUAUUCAGCAUAUUAUGGCUGGAGGACCUGACAUGAUCAAGACAGUAAGUUCUGCAACAAAUAUUUUUGGUUUCAAAGUGAUUUUACAGCCUACAUUCAACAACGGUCGCCGCACUUACUAUCCUUCGGCUUUAGUUUUGUCACCAACUCGCGAAUUGGCUAUUCAAAUUCACAAAGAAGCCGCCAAGUUCAGUUACAAAACCAAUUUGCAGACAGCUAUUCUUUACGGUGGACGCGAGAAUUAUCGCGAUCAGGUCAACCGCCUCCGCAGCGGAGUACAUAUUUUAAUCGCUACACCAGGACGCCUAAUUGAUAUAAUCGAACAAGGAUUCAUUGGUCUUUCUGGAUGUCGUUACCUUGUUUUGGACGAAGCUGACCGCAUGCUUGAUAUGGGAUUCGAGCCGCAAAUCCGAAAGAUUGUUGGUCAAGGAAUGCCACCGAAGACUGCUCGUACUACUGCCAUGUUUAGUGCUACGUUCCCGAAGGAGAUCCAACUUCUUGCCAAAGAUUUCCUCAAAGAAAACUACGUGUUCCUGGCAGUUGGUCGCGUUGGAUCAACAUCUGAGAACAUCGAACAGCGUCUAUUGUGGGUCAACGAGAUGGAGAAACGGCAAAAUCUCAUGGACAUCCUUAUGAACGAAGACGCAACGAACUUGGUUCUCGUCUUUGUGGAAACGAAAAGAGGAGCCAACGAGUUAGCAUAUUUCUUGAAUCGCCAGCAAAUUCGUUCAGUUUCUAUUCACGGAGAUCUGAAGCAGAUCGAACGCGAAAGAAAUCUGGAAAUGUUCCGCUCUGGACAGUUCCCGAUUCUGGUAGCUACUGCUGUUGCUGCUCGUGGAUUGGAUAUCCCAAAUGUUCGCCACGUUGUCAACUACGACCUUCCUGGAGAUUCUGACGAAUACGUCCAUCGUAUUGGAAGAACUGGAAGAUGUGGAAACUUGGGAAUCGCUACUAGCUUUUUCAAUGACAAGAACAGAGGAAUCGGUCGCGACCUGAAGACAUUGAUCAUGGAAGCGAAUCAAGAAGUCCCUGAGUGGCUUCAUCAAGUUGCGGCGGAAGGACGCAUUGGCGGUGGACAGCGCGGUGGAAAUCGUCGUUUCGGAGCUACAGACUAUCGUCGUGGAAACGGAGGCGGAUCGUUCGGAGGAAAUUUCAAUUCAUACAAUUCUGGAGCUGCUUCCGCUGGCUUUGGAGGAGGCAGUGGCUUUGGAGGUUCGUUCGGCGGGCAGCAACGUCGCCCAUUCACCAACGGGGGUUUCGGAGCCCAUAGCUCGCUUUCGUCAACUUCCAACGGUGGGUUCGGAGGACCAAGAAGAGGUGGUUUCAACAACGGAAUGAAUCGGCAAAAUGGAGGAAACUUUUAUUCGAACGGUUCUCAACAAGCUCCAAUUGAUCACUGGCAAGCUCCUCGUGCUUAA
Caenorhabditis briggsae is the source of this 2079-nucleotide messenger RNA. It is a transcript of the gene Cbr-vbh-1, whose product is annotated as Protein CBR-VBH-1. Gene Ontology annotation, biological process: gamete generation; cell differentiation. The record is from RefSeq and is a predicted model, not a curated record. Gene Ontology annotation, molecular function: ATP binding; RNA binding; RNA helicase activity. Lineage: Eukaryota; Metazoa; Nematoda; Chromadorea; Rhabditida; Rhabditidae. The transcript has 7 exons. Gene Ontology annotation, cellular component: nucleus; P granule. The coding region runs from base 1 to 2079 and encodes 692 amino acids.